Molecule: messenger RNA, 1651 nt
Organism: Gilbertella persicaria
Lineage: Eukaryota; Fungi; Mucoromycota; Mucoromycetes; Mucorales; Choanephoraceae
Product: WD40-repeat-containing domain protein
Exons: 2
Coding region: 41-1636 (531 amino acids)
Molecular function (GO): protein binding
Source: RefSeq, a predicted model, not a curated record
CAUUUUUUUUCUCCUCCAACUUCUUUUCUUACAAGGUGGAAUGAAUUGCACAACACCCACACCUUCUUAUUGCUACCGUCAUAACCCAGAAUUGAUCAAGUCAAGAAAUAAAGAUGAAUUCGAUAUUAUUCAGCUAGAAAAAGAAUUAAGCACUCUCUCUUCAGAAGACCAACAAGCCAUUCAACAUAUCUGGGCUCGCUAUCAAUCAUCCAAUAAACACCAGCGACUUUUGAUCCUCAAGGGCAUUCUCUAUUCAUCCUGCACACCUCAAUUAAGUUUUAUUUCCAACACCGUCAAACCUCUUUUGCGUGUUGAUUUCACUACUGUCUUUCCAAGUGAAAUCACGCAACGUAUCUUUACCCUUCUGGAUGCUUCUUCACUCUGUGCUGCUGCUCAAGUCAACAAACACUGGCGUCGAUUAGCAGAUGAUGAUCGUUUAUGGCACCGCAUGUGUGAACAACACAUCAAUAAGAAAUGCACCAAGUGCGGAUGGGGAUUACCUCUUUUACAGAAACGUAAAGUAGUGCAUGUCAAACGUGCCCGAGAACCUUGUGAAUUGCCAUCCCCAAAGCGAAUGGAUCGUCGUCCUUGGAAAGAUGUCUAUAGUGAGCGACUCGUGGUCGAACGUAACUGGAGACGCAACACAUCCACACAACGCAUUCUCGACAAACACCAUACAGCCGGCAUCAGUUGCUUACAGUUUUGUGAAGCACAGAAUAUCUUGGUGACUGGAUCGUAUGACAAGACAGCCAUUGUGUGGCAUUUAGAGACAGGUCAAGUUUUGCGUACACUCAAGGGCCAUGCACGUUGUAUUCGCACCUUACAGUUUGACGACACCAAACUAGUGACGGGUUCUAUGGACAACACACUCCGUAUUUGGAAUUAUCAUACAGGUCAAUGCAUUCGUACUCUGGAAGGCCAUACAGAAGGCGUGGUUCAUUUGAAUUUCAAUUGCCGUAUCUUGGCCAGUGGAUCUGCUGAUGCUACCAUCAAAAUCUGGAAUUUUGAGACUGGAGAAUGCUUUACGUUGACAGGUCAUACCAAGAUGGUCAAUCAUGUCAGUAUUCAAAAGGACAGCUCUACCUUGGUCUCUAGUUCAGACGAUGGCACAAUCCGUAUCUGGGACCUUGAAAAGCGUGCCUGUGCUCGUAUUCUCAAGGGCCAUAUGGCACCUGUUCAAACAGCCAUUCCUAGUAUGCCUGGGUUCCUGCACACAUUCAAUAAACAGAAACGAAUGAUCCGGGCCAUGACACCACCCACCAGUAGUGAUGAGGAAGAAGACAUCAAGAAACCUGUGAAAAAAGACCGCUCUCUUGAACAAGUGGUGAUUUCUGGCUCUUUAGAUAACACUAUCAAGGUCUGGUCUCUUGAGUCUGGCGAAUGUCUACAGACAUUAUUUGGUCAUGUUCAAGGUAUCUGGACAUUAGCUUAUGAUAAACUCAGACUGGUGUCUGGCUCUCAUGAUGGCUCGCUUAAAUUAUGGGAUAUUCAAAGUGGAUUGCCGAUGCAUUCAUUGGAUGGCCAUCCUUCUGCUGUGACGGCUGUUGAUCUUAGUGAUACCAAAAUUGUCAGUGCUGAUAAUCAAGGCCAAAUCCGUAUUUGGGAUUUUGGUGUUCAAUCUAUACCCUCUUUUUAAAAAAAAAAAAAAAAA